This is a messenger RNA of Phytophthora infestans T30-4, 294 nucleotides long. RefSeq lists its product as uncharacterized. Lineage: Eukaryota; Oomycota; Peronosporomycetes; Peronosporales; Peronosporaceae. The coding region runs from base 1 to 294 and encodes 97 amino acids. The record is from RefSeq and is a predicted model, not a curated record. The transcript has 2 exons.
AUGUCAAGGGUUGACAAAUAUUCUACCGUAUCGCCUGGAAUCCAGAGGCAUGGGCGCUUUCUCCAGACCGCAAACAUCAACGAUCGCGAUCGCGCUGACUUCGCCCUUCGAGUUGACAACCGGUGGGAAGGUGGCACUCCACGCCAGCUUCACGCAGAGGGUGAGCUUCGCCCUCUGCGUGAAGGGAGGAUAGCCACAUGCCUCCACUACGAGCGGCUCGAUUCCUUGCUCAGUCGUCAAAAACUCUCUGCAGUCGGCAAAGAGUUUGGUGCCAGUGUCAUCCCCUGGGACUAA